Photinus pyralis (common eastern firefly) is the source of this 1790-nucleotide messenger RNA. Its product is annotated as U3 small nucleolar RNA-associated protein 15 homolog. Lineage: Eukaryota; Metazoa; Arthropoda; Insecta; Coleoptera; Lampyridae. The record is from RefSeq and is a predicted model, not a curated record. The transcript is spliced from 2 exons. Gene Ontology annotation, molecular function: protein binding. Bases 207 to 1766 code for a protein of 519 amino acids. Gene Ontology annotation, biological process: rRNA processing; positive regulation of transcription by RNA polymerase I. Gene Ontology annotation, cellular component: nucleolus.
UAAACGUUGAUUUCAUGAUAUUCGAUGAUCCGGUGAUGCAGAAACCAAACCGUGUUAAAUUUGCCGCACUAGGCUUUCGCCCAUUCAUCUGCAUAAGAGCACCCACCACUGGUCAUGGCAAUCGUAGUAAUAAUACUACACUUGGCAACGUUGGAUGUGAUUCUUCCUAACAUGUGCAAAAUAACCACAAAAACCUAACCUAGAAAAUGGCAUCAUUCAAAAAACUGAAUAGUGAAAUUUACAAAAAAAAGAAUGCAAUUUUAACACAAGACGAUUUAUACUGGAAGAAAUUUGGGGCUCCAGUUUUAGUUAAAGAAUAUGGCCCAAUAGACUACAUCGAUUUCUCUCCAGUUGAACCUUAUUACUUUGCGGUGACAUGCUCUGUACGAGUGCAAGUUUAUAAUCCAAUAACGAAGUUGGUAGUAAAGAAUUUAUCAAGAUUUAGAGAGAAUGCGUAUGGGGCCACAUUUCGUUACGAUGGUAAAUUGCUGUGCGCAGGAGGCGAAGAAGCAAAUGUAAAGUUGUUUGAUGUCUCUUCAAAAGGACUUCUCAGACUGUUUAAAGGUCACACGGCACCGGUUCAUAGAACAUUUUUCCUACACGAUAAACCCCAAAUCGUUUCUUUGAGUGAUGACAAAACUGUUAAAUUGUGGGAUAUACCGACGGAAAAAGAAAUUUCAUCGUAUAGUGAGCAUAAUGACUAUAUAAGAGCAGGUGCAAUAUGCAGCUCAAUACCCGAUAUCGUACUUUCGGGCGGAUACGAUAGCAUGAUAAAAAUGUACGAUACCAGAAGCAAUAAACUAGUUUUAUCUGUAAACCAUGGAAGCCCGGUAGAGUCUCUGCUUUACUUACCAUCAGGUGGCAUAUUCUUAUCUGCAGGCGGCACAGAUAUUAAAAUUUGGGAUUCUAUCGCUGGUGGAAAACUUCUAGGUUGCAUAUCCCAACAUCACAAAACCGUAACGUGCUUGCGUCUUGCAAGUGACAACAGACGCCUUUUAUCGGGAAGUUUAGACCGACAUGUUAAAGUUUACGAUAUUAACACCUUUCAAGUGGUGUACACAAUUGACUAUCCUAAUGCAAUUUUAAGUUUGGGAGUCUCAAAAGGUGACGAUUCGGUGGUAGCAGGUUUAGUUGAUGGAUUGGUAUGCGUAAGUCGUAAGAAAGAACAACAGGUUACGAAAAGAGAAGAAAAACUUGCAUCAUACAAAUAUUUGGCUCAUUCCUACACUAAUGCGGUUGACGUAGUUGUACCAGAAAAUGUGAAACAGGAGCAGUCUAAAAUAGAUACUUGCUUUCGAAAGUUUUGUUAUUCAAAAGCUUUAGAUAAGGCUCUACUUCCGUACGUAGCUAAGAAGUAUCCACAGAAAACUGUCGCAGUUAUGCAGGAACUGAUUAGGCGCCGUGCAUUAGAACGAACUUUAAAAGGAAGAGACACCAAGUUCAUUUUACAGAUUUUACGCUUUAUCAGAACAAAUAUCACAAAUUAUCGUUUCACGGUCGUAUUGAUUGACGUCUUUAAUGCAUUUUUAGAUGUCUAUGAAGAUAGUGUGCAAUUACUUCCAAGUGAAGUGAAGACCGCAUUACAAAGCGUGAAUCUUGUAUUGCACAAAGAAGCAGAAUUGGGUAAUCAAUUAACUGCUCUUCAGGGAUCAAUCAGUAUGUUGCUAGCGGGAGCUACAAUGUCGAGUAAACCUACAAACGUAUCUCCACAUAAUUUGACACCGAGUACUGAUGCACAGAAAAGCUUUAUUGUAAAUCUCACUUAAUGCGAAUAAAAAAAUGUUUCUACA